AAGGAACAGUACUCUGGAAAUUCACGUCCCUGGAGUUGCUCUAAAAUUAAUUUUCACUCUCUCUCUCACUUCAUGUACGAAGUUAGUCCACAAUGUAUUUUGGUCGGGUUAUAUUUAGUAUACAAAUAGCAUUUCUUAUUUUAGUCAAAACAACGUGGUUUGAUCAUUUUCACUCCAUCUCUGGACCUUCACCUAUGCAAAAAUCUCUCACUUAUGAGCCACACAUAUCUACAUCUUAAAUAGUUUGUCUUUAUGUUCUUUUGAGCAUACCUUGCCUUUCGCUUCAGUUAGUUGCUUAGUUCCAUAUGCUAAAAACUACCAGGAGAGAAGAGCAUAGUCCAACAAAAAGUGAAAAGCAAGACAAAGUUUCCUAGCUAUCAAGAGCGAUGGUUGAAACUGAUGGAAGGGAAGAACAACCAAACCAGUCAUCCACCAUGAAGACAACUAAAAUUUUUCGUCUCAUUACAAACUCCACUCGUUAUGCGCCUCUACUUCAUACACGGCGGAAAACGCAUCUGGCUCUCUAGUUUCCUCGAAACCGCCGGCUUCCCGGUCAUGCUCAUUCCCCUUUCCAUUUCCUAUAUACAUCAAAGAUGCAACAAAACAACCAACUCUGCAAAACCAAAGCUUAUCUCUAUGCCUACGGUGUAUCUCUUCUUCCAGUGUCCACUUUUUGUCUUAUACAGGCCUCCCACCUCUCUUUCACUGCCGUCUUCGCUUUCCUAUUGGUGAAGCAGAAGUUCACGGCUUAUUCGGUGAACUCCAUAGUUCUGUUGACCAUUGCUGCUGUGGUUUUGGCCCUACGGUCCAGUGGGGACCGUCCUCACGGUGAUUCCACGAGAAGCUAGAGAUUAUGAGCUUGGAGAAACAAAGUACUAUUAUGUGUUAGUGUGGAGUGCUAUGAUGUGGCAAUUUUUCUUCUUGGGAGCAAUAGGAGUUAUCUUCUGUGCCUCGUCAUUGUUGUCUGGGAUUAUAAUUGCCGUGUUUCUGCCUGUGAUCUUGUACAAGGAGAAUUUUGAAGCAGAGAAGGGGGUUGCUCUGGUACUUUCUCUAUGGGGCUUCGUGUCCUACUUCUAUGGAGAGAUCAAACAAGAAUGGAAGAGGAACAAAAAUCACCGCCUCAAUACAGAGCAAGUUCAGUGUCCCCCUCUCUCUCUUAUUCCAUGAUUGACAAGUCAGUCAUUGUCAUGAUUUCACCAUCUUAGGUUGCUUCUGCUUCAAUUGUCAAUAUAGCAGGUCGCCCUGGGGCCCAUGAUCUUGACUAAACAAGGAAUAUCCAUUCCCAUCUUUUCAACAAUGGCGGUCCAUUAUCAUCCUUAGAUGGUAACAUCUUUACCAUUGAAUGUACUUAGUAGUAAGAAAUUCUAGUUUAUAAUACUUCUUUGGAUAAAUACAUCUGAAUUUAAUUUGGUAUAUAUUUGAAUCAAACAAUUAAUACACAGUUCAUCCUAUAUUGAUUCAUAGAAAUACCAAAUUUCUGAAUCAACAGAAAAAGGAAAGGAUAGAGGAAUUAUAUUUUGUAAAACUUGAUUAAUUGCCAAUUAGCCUAUCAAAAGAAUGUAAUUUGUGGUUAUAUUAUUUGAAGUAUAACAAUGGAUUGAAGAAGGCAACACUUGGGAAUAGUUACAAGAUUAUCGCACCAAAUUUAAGAUAUUGAAAGAAUAAGAGAAGAAAAAAUGAUGCACAACAUGUUCUCAUCUCUGUUCUGAAUACCAUGAUGAUGGCCUAAGAAUUAAUCAGAAGGGUCCUCGUGAAAUUUUCGUAAGUAUUGAAAAAGGAACUGGCGCCAAGAAAUAGCUUCGUACAACUACAACUUUAUUUUCAGUAAUCUGA
Arachis ipaensis is the source of this 1833-nucleotide messenger RNA. Lineage: Eukaryota; Viridiplantae; Streptophyta; Magnoliopsida; Fabales; Fabaceae. The record is from RefSeq and is a predicted model, not a curated record.